Messenger RNA from Capsella rubella, 1613 nucleotides. Its product is annotated as polygalacturonase At1g48100. The record is from RefSeq and is a predicted model, not a curated record. The transcript has 6 exons. Bases 25 to 1479 code for a protein of 484 amino acids. NCBI's taxonomy places the organism in Eukaryota, Viridiplantae, Streptophyta, Magnoliopsida, Brassicales, Brassicaceae. Gene Ontology annotation, biological process: carbohydrate metabolic process. Gene Ontology annotation, molecular function: polygalacturonase activity.
UCUCCAUUUCUCAAAGGCUUAGCAAUGGCAAGUCUUGGUGGCAUUCUCGUGAUAUACAUAAUCUCCACUGUCCUCUUUGGCCAUUUCACUUACGUGGUACAAGGAAGAUAUCAUUACCACAAGAGUCGUCGUGGCCUCACGCAUCCUCUUCCUCCUCCUCCUUCUCCUUCUCCUCCUCCUCCACCACCACCUCUUGAAUCAGCUAACCCACCUGAUAUAGUCCCCUCUGACCCGUACCCGAAUCCUAACCCAAACCCGGCUCCGGGAGAUUCUGACACAGGGUGCAUCUUCGACGUUACGUCCUAUGGAGCAGUUGGUGAUGGUUCUUGCGACGAUACUGCAGCGUUUCGAGAUGCUUGGAAAGCCGCUUGUGCCGUAGAAUCCGGCGUCGUUUUGGCACCUGAAGGCGGCGUUUUUAAAAUCACUUCCACUAUUUUCUCCGGUCCAUGUCAACCGGGACUCGUAUUUCAGUUGGACGGAGUCUUGAUGCCACCGGACGGACCAGAAGAAUGGCCAGAGAAAGACAGUAAAAACCAGUGGUUGGUUUUUUACCGUCUCGACAGUAUCACGUUUGCCGGUAAAGGUACCGUCGAAGGCAACGGUCAAAAAUGGUGGGAUCUACCUUGCAAACCUCACAGGGGUCCAAACGGAUCAUCGUCGUCAGGACCAUGUGAAAGCCCGACGAUGAUACGGUUUUUCAUGAGCAAUAACAUUGAGGUGAAAGGAUUAAGAAUCCAAAACAGUCCACAGUUUCAUAUGAAAUUCGACGGAUGUCAAGGAGUUCUGAUAAACGAAAUACAAAUAUCGUCACCGAAGCUAAGUCCGAACACGGAUGGUAUACAUCUCGGGAACACGAGAUCAGUUGGUAUUUACAACUCUGUCGUUAGCAACGGAGAUGAUUGUAUAUCGAUAGGAACUGGCUGCUCAGAUGUUGACAUUCAAGGUGUCACUUGUGGGCCGAGUCACGGGAUCAGCAUUGGGAGCUUAGGAGUGCACAAUUCACAAGCCUGCGUUUCAAACAUAACAGUACGAAACACAGCGAUCCGCGAUUCCGACAACGGUCUCCGAGUCAAAACAUGGCAAGGCGGAACCGGAUCAGUCUCGAAUCUCCUCUUCGAAAACAUCCAAAUGGAGAACGUACUCAACUGCAUAAUCGUAGACCAAUACUACUGCCAAUCAAAAGAGUGCCGUAACGAGACAUCCGCGGUUCGAGUCUUCGACGUCGAGUACCGUAACAUCAAAGGCACUUACGACGUCAGAAGCCCGCCGAUACAUUUCGCGUGUAGCGACACCGUUGCUUGCACGAACAUAACGAUGUCGGAGGUUGAGCUUUUGCCUGAGGAAGGUGAGCUUGUUGAUGAUCCGUUUUGUUGGAAUGCUUAUGGGACGCAGGAGACGUUGACCAUCCCGCCGAUUGAUUGUUUGCUUGAUGGAUCUCCGGUGGUGGAGGAAGCUUAUGAUUCGAGUUAUGGUUGUUAGUGUGCCACGUGGUUUGUUAAGGUUUUUUAGUUGUAUAUUGGGCCAUCCCUUGUAGGGCCUUUUAGUGGAAGCCUUAUUUGUGCGAUGAGAUUUUUAUGGGUUUUUAGAUGAUGUUGUCUUUAUUGGGCUUUUUA